CCAACAUAAACAUAUCCGAGUAUCUGAGCGGGUCGGGUAUACAGCCGGCGCGCCGGCAGCCCAGUCUGCCUCAGCCACUGCAUUCCCACUUGCUGUUGGCGGUUUUCAGUUGGUUCUCAGUUCGGUUUCGCCGGUCCUAGGUGACGCAUCGCCCCGGGUCUUGAGUUGUUAGAGUGUCGACGGUGUCGUCCAGUGCCCCUUUCGGCUUCCCUCUUCCUCUUUGGCCAGUUUUUCGGCAACACGUGUUGGCCGAUAAUUGCUGUGAAAGAGAAUUAGCGAAAGAGAGAGAGAGCUCCCCCUCGGUUUGGCUCGGGAGCAAAGUACACGUCAACGGAGGAGCUUGUGGAGAGAGUGGGCAACGGCGGAACUUGGGUUCUGACGAACUGAGUGCGCAGACAUCACGAGAUAGUGCCAAAAAGCGUAGCGUUUCCGAUUUAGUGAUUCACUGUCUCCGCGCGACUCAAAGAAAGCGGUCAGCAGCUGUUCGCCGCGCGGCAAGUCUCACGAGUUUCGCACACAAAAUACACGAAAUGGGCUACGACGAGGCCAUCAUCAAGCUGGGCGACUUCGGGCGCUACCAGAAGAUCAUAUACUUUCUCGUCUGCCUGACCUCCAUACCGGUGGCCUUCCACAAGCUGGCCGGCGUGUUCCUGCUGGCCAAGCCCGACUUCCGAUGCGUCCUGCCCUUCGAGGAGGAGGGCAGUGGGUACGAACUGUCGCCCCACCUGUGGAAUCUCUCGUAUCCCCCCGAGGGAAUCAUGAGGACAUGCUCUUACUAUGACGUGGACUAUUCGGAGGAGUACCUCAACGGAAGCAUUCCCCGGAGCAGCAACCAGACCAGGGACUGCUCACAUUACGUAUACGACCAGAGUACUUACCUGAACAGUGCCGUCACCGAGUGGAACUUGGUGUGCGGACGGGCUUUUAUGGCCGCCACCAGUGACUCGCUUUUUAUGCUCGGCGUGUUCCUGGGGAGCAUUGUUUUUGGACAGCUGAGCGACAAGUACGGCCGCAAGCCCAUCCUCUUCGCCUCGCUGGUCAUUCAGGUCCUGUUCGGUGUCCUGGCUGGGGUGGCGCCCGAGUACUUCACCUACACGCUGGCCCGCAUUAUGGUGGGCGCCACCACGUCGGGCGUCUUCCUGGUGGCCUACGUCAUCGCCCUGGAAAUGGUGGGACCCGCGAAGCGCCUCUACGCCGGCAUUUUCGUGAUGAUGUUCUUCUCCGUGGGAUUUAUGCUGACGGCGGCAUUUGCCUACUUCGUCCACGACUGGCGCUGGCUGCAAAUAGCUCUGACGCUGCCGGGCCUCAUCUUUCUGGGCUACUACUGGAUCAUUCCAGAGUCCGGCCGCUGGCUGAUCACGAAGGGGCGGAAAGAGUGCGUCAUUGCCAAUAUGCAGAAGGCCGCACGCUUCAACAAGGUGGAAAUCUCAAACGAGGUCUUAAGAGAGCUCCUGGACGAGGGUGAAACGGCAGAGGAUAAGGCCAAGCAGAAGCUGGAGGGUCAGGAGCAGGAGCUCAGGGAUGAGGGACCGCCGCCAUCCGUGUGGGAUCUCUUCUGCUACCCGAAUCUUCGCAAGAAGACUCUGCUCAUCUUCCUGGACUGGCUGGUGACCAGUGGAGUCUACUACGGCCUCUCCUGGAACCCCAACACUCUCGGCGGCAACGUGCUCCUCAAUUUCGUGAUAUCCGGCGCCGUGGAAAUACCGGCCUACAUAUUCCUUCUCCUGACCUUGAACCGCUGGGGCAGGCGAUCGAUCCUCUGCGGCUGCCUGGUGGUCGCCGGACUUAGCUUGGUAGUCACCGUGAUCAUUCCCGAGCAGAUGCACACCCUCCUUGUGGCCUGUGCCAUGUUGGGCAAGCUGGCCAUUACUGCCUCGUAUGGAACCGUCUACAUCUUCUCCGCCGAGCAGUUCCCCACGGUGGUGCGGAAUGUGGCUCUGGGCGCCGCCUCAAUGGUGGCCCGUAUCAGCGGGAUGUUGGCGCCGUUCCUCAGCUCCCUCGAAAUCAUUUGGAAGCCACUGCCGCUGCUCAUCUGCGGAACCCUCUCCCUGGCAGCGGGUCUGCUCUCGCUCCUGCUGCCGGAGACGCACAACAAGCCCAUGCUGGAGACCAUAGCGGAUGGCGAGCGAUUUGGGAAGAAGACCAAGGGCGAUGUCUAUCUGGAGGCGGGCCAAGAGCUGCGCCAGACUCCGGAGGCGCAGCCACUCAAGGGGGCGGACAGCAACGGACACGCGGCCAACGGCCAAAAGUUCUAGGAAAUCUCAAGGCAUAAACUCACUUGAAUUUUUCCAGCGAAAAGAAUGACAGACACGAGGGCACACAGGGCAUCUAGAAUUCGGCCAGGCCAAAGGCUUAGCAUUUACCAUAAAAGAUAGACCAAGUAUUAUAUCAUUUCUGAAAUCUCACGUAACCAAAAAAGAAAAAAGAGAAGACAAAAAAAACUUAAAAGAAUAGGUAGCACCGAAUAGAUCAUGUUAGCACUUAGCCAGGGAGCAGCGGCCACGUAGAGAGAAAUAAGGGUUUCUAAAAGUUAGGGGUGACUUUCCCUGGGAAAACCCAUGGAAAAUGUGGAUGAUAUGCCAAGAAUUCCUCGCUGCAGUUGUGCCGCUGCAUAAUUUAUUCCUAUCUAUUAAAUAAUAAUUUACCAAUUACAUUUAUGCAUGUAUUCCAAGAAACAAUUUUUAAAUAAAAUCUAGUAUUUUCCAGAACAGAAA
Drosophila kikkawai is the source of this 2714-nucleotide messenger RNA. It is a transcript of the gene Orct2, whose product is annotated as Organic cation transporter 2. Gene Ontology annotation, cellular component: membrane. NCBI's taxonomy places the organism in Eukaryota, Metazoa, Arthropoda, Insecta, Diptera, Drosophilidae. The record is from RefSeq and is a predicted model, not a curated record. Gene Ontology annotation, biological process: transmembrane transport. Gene Ontology annotation, molecular function: transmembrane transporter activity.